UAACAAAUAAUUUGAGUAGCUAAGACCGAUCUAAUCAUGGUCCGUAUGCACACCCCCGGGAAGGGUAUAGCCCAGUCUGCACUCCCUUACAAGCGCAGUGUCCCCACGUGGCAGAAACUGACAGCCGAUGAGGUGAAAGACACGAUCUACAAAUUGUCCAAGAAAGGUCUGACUCCCUCUCAAAUUGGUGUCAUUCUAAGGGAUUCUCAUGGCGUCAAUCAGAUCAAACAUUUAACCGGAACAAAGAUUCUGAGAAUUCUGAGAGCGAAAGGUUUGGCCAGCAAGAUCCCAGAGGAUCUGUACCAUCUGAUCAAGAAAGCAGUGGCUAUCAGGAAACAUCUGGAGAAGAACAGACAGGACAAAGACUCCAAGUACAGACUGAUUCUGAUCGAAAGCCGAGUUCACAAACUGGCCAGAUACUACAAAACCAAAUCAGUCCUCCCACCCAACUGGAGAUACGAAAGUGCCACCGCCUCAGCCCUUGUAGCAUAAUUUAUCUCUGAUCACUAAUCACUUCCUAUCAUUUUAACUAUUUGAAA
Messenger RNA from Bolinopsis microptera, 539 nucleotides. RefSeq names its product small ribosomal subunit protein uS15-like. Gene Ontology annotation, molecular function: small ribosomal subunit rRNA binding; structural constituent of ribosome. The transcript has 4 exons. Gene Ontology annotation, biological process: translation. Gene Ontology annotation, cellular component: ribosome; cytosolic small ribosomal subunit; nucleolus. The record is from RefSeq and is a predicted model, not a curated record. Lineage: Eukaryota; Metazoa; Ctenophora; Tentaculata; Lobata; Bolinopsidae. Bases 37 to 492 code for a protein of 151 amino acids.